This is a messenger RNA of Clonostachys rhizophaga, 963 nucleotides long. The record is from the annotation of a GenBank genome assembly. NCBI's taxonomy places the organism in Eukaryota, Fungi, Ascomycota, Sordariomycetes, Hypocreales, Bionectriaceae.
AUGGAAUCGAAAGCAUGCAAGGCGUUGCUCAACACCGCCGAGAUCCUCGAGGCACUCCUGCUCCAGACGGACCCCAAGACCGUCUUGCUCGCUCGGCGAGUCUGUGUGACAUGGAACGACCUGAUCUCCAACUCUCCAUCCAUCCAGCAGCACCUGUUCUUUCGGCCCAUCCCAGGCACGACUCCCGUGGUCCUCAACCCAAUUCUCGCCGAGGCCUUCCCACCCUUCUUCCAACGCGCCCCCCUUGCCGGGACUGACUACGAAGUGUCUGCGCCCGCUAAGCGUCUCAAUCCAGAAGCGUUGGCUCGACGGAUGCAAGGAAUGGGCUUCUUCUCCAGGACUCCCCAAGACCCAUACACACCCAUCUAUGGGGCACCCUACGAGGAGGAGCCCGACGUCCAUCCACACUUUACCCCCGAGGACUUAGAAGACCUCCCGCUCGCCCAGGACCACCUCAACGCCGCCUUCCUCUACGAAAGAGCGACCUGGAGAGCGAUGCUCCCGUGCCAGCCGCCGCCUACGUCUUUCAUCUGCCUGACGAAGGGGGGUUCCAUGGGGCUCGAAGAACAGGACUUCCGUCGCAUCAGUGAGAAUGGGGUUGUGUUCCUUGAUUAUGACGGCGAGGUGCCAGAAGGCAAGGAAUACCCAAGUCAGGGCGCUCCAGUGCGCAUGGAGACUCUGUUCCACUUGGUGACGGGUGGCUGGGGUGAUGUGAAUGGUUGGGUAUGGACAUGGGCAACAGAAGGUUCAGAGACGCUGAUUCCAAAGGAUGUGGAGUUCGGCGCGAUUUAUGAGGCACGGAGAGAGGUCAUGAAGCGGGCUGUGCAGCGCGACGGUUUGUGUCUAAUCGAGACCAGCGUGACACAAUGUAUCGUAGAUGCCCCAGGGCCAUGGUCUUUCGGCAACAAAUCCGAGUCGGGCCUCCCUACAAUCAGCCCUGGUGAUGAGGGACGGGAUAGUUAG